AUGACGGUAGAGGGGUUGGUUCAGGUUUACAACGAGGACGAUAAAGACACGCUCCAAAAAGACUAUGAAACCCUGCUGCUCCACUUAUGGAUGGCAGUUCACACCACCUUUAGUUCCACACCCUCAGGAGAACACCUAGAGAUACUUCGGAGUGCGGUGGAAACCAUAACGCUGCUGGAAGAGAAGGACCAGCAAUGGGAAGGGCGGCCCGAGGGCAGCAGCGAGGCCCCCGUGUGGCGGCCACACCAGUGCCGGCUCACUCACGACACCCUGCUUGAAAAAAUGGUGGAAUCUCGAAUGAGGAAUGCGGCAGUGGAGGAGGACAAUAUUAGCGUUAGCAGUGUGGACAGCCUGUCAACGUCCAUGAAAAGGGAGGUAUGUAGGAUGGGCAAGUGUCUGAAGGAGGACGUUCUCAGGAUUACAAGUGAUGUGAGGGACUGCUACCCCCUAGACUUUGACGUGUGCAACUUGUACGUGAGACUUUACCAUCAGAAGUUCUCAGCAAGGUUAACGGAACUGGCCCGCUCUGGGCUCGAUGUGGAUGACUGUAACUACCUCCUCUGCUAUGUGAAUAAUUACUAUCCAAAUGACAUCUUAAAACACAAAGACCUUGAGGGGCACAUCAACAUGGAGUCUUUGGGAACUCUUUUAUCUGAGAAGGAUCUCACAACAUUGGAGGAGCAGUAUCUACUACAAAAAGAGAGUAAACUCAGGACCUGGUUCUCCAAUGCGCUCAGUAAGGAGGAGGAGGGUUGGCUCAGUGGAAAGAGUCCAGAACUCAUUGAUGGGUACUGCUUCUGUCCUCUGGCCAUUGACAUCAUACAGGCUGUUGAUGGGGCCAUGAGAGAGGCCAGGACUAUUCUGGGCAGUGAGGCUAAAGCCCAGAGAAUCCUGCGUCAGCUGGACAGCUUCUUGAUAAGAGACUUCAUAGUGAGAAGAGAUGAGUCAAUCCCAGAAGAGACCAAGACAAGCUGUAUGUCCACAUUGGCAAACCUGAGAGACUGUGGCUACGGAUACUUCACCGGCCCCAUACAUGAGGAGCUCAGGGUGCAGUACCAUAGGCUGUGGACGCAGGCCUGGUUUACUGGGGGUCAGAUGGUACUGGAUGAAGUUCUGGGGACACUGGACAGACACAUGCAGCAAUUCACAGACCUCAAACCCAUCUGUAUGGAGGAGCUGCUGGGCCGGCUCCACGUGGAGAUGAUGGUGGAGUAUGUGAAGAGGAUGAUGAAGAGGAAGAUGAGGCUGAAGAACAAGGAGCAGCAGGAGGCAGCAGCCAAUUUACUGGCUGAAGACAGCAGCAAACUGAGCACCUACUUUACUGAAGCGGGGUCCAAAAUAAGCUGGCUGAGUGAGGUCCUCCCUAAAAUGGCGGAGGUGGUCAGACUGCAGGACCCAGGAAGCAUCCAGCUGGAGAUCGUCACCCUGGCUAGGGACUUCCCAGACCUUAGUUGGAGACAUAUUUCGGCUCUGCUUUCCCUCAAAGCCAACCUAUCCACGGCUGAUGUCCGAGGUAUCAAAGAGAGCCUGGUAGAGAACCGGCCCACGGUCACCACCUUCAAAACCAUCCCACCAUUCUUCUCCAAGGUCCCAGCGGGCAAAACUUGGUACAUGUGCAGACCAGCGUGCAUCUGUUAUGGGGGAAGGGGGUUUUCAAGCCAGGAUUAG
Messenger RNA from Salvelinus namaycush (lake trout), 1668 nucleotides. Its product is annotated as tumor necrosis factor alpha-induced protein 2-like. Gene Ontology annotation, cellular component: exocyst. Lineage: Eukaryota; Metazoa; Chordata; Actinopteri; Salmoniformes; Salmonidae. The transcript is spliced from 9 exons. Gene Ontology annotation, molecular function: SNARE binding. The coding region runs from base 1 to 1668 and encodes 555 amino acids. The record is from RefSeq and is a predicted model, not a curated record. Gene Ontology annotation, biological process: exocyst localization; exocytosis.